Molecule: messenger RNA, 4038 nt
Organism: Solanum pennellii
Lineage: Eukaryota; Viridiplantae; Streptophyta; Magnoliopsida; Solanales; Solanaceae
Exons: 5
Coding region: 421-3885 (1154 amino acids)
Molecular function (GO): DNA binding; zinc ion binding
Source: RefSeq, a predicted model, not a curated record
CCUACGACACACCUUAUCUUUGAUGAGGUCCUAUUACCCCCUCCAACUUGUUUUUUAAGUAAUAUACUACCCCUUGCGUGCCUACGUGGCAAAAAUAAUCUGCAAGGUCCAUUUGUUUGUUGAACACGCGCCGGGACCCACUUUUCACUUUUCGAUAAAGUGACUUUACACUUCCCUAGUCUGGCGUUUACUCUUUUCCAAAUUCAUUUUACCAAAAAAGUAGAUGAAGAUAGAGGGAAAGUGUUUGCAUGUGUGAUUUCAAAGCUAAGAAAUUAGAUUUCCAGUCAAAAUUUGAUUUUCGUUGUUGGAUUUUGGGAGUUAAUUUUUGGUUGCAGUGUGUGGAUCGAUUUCAAUCGUGACAGUGUGGGACGUGGGUCGAUUUCAUUCAGCAAGAAUCGUGACUGAGUUGAGUUCAAAGGUAUGAGUGGGUUUACAUUCAUUACUUUAAAGUUUUAUCAUGGUGGGGCCUUGUUGUAUGAAGGUGAUAAAGCAAGAUAUGUGGGUGGGUUAGUGAGUGAAUAUUAUGAUAUUGAUGUGGAUACAAUAUCAUACUUUGAGAUUAAGGACUAUAUUAAAGAACUAGGGUAUAGUCCAAAUUGUAAAUUUAGUGUCCGGCCACCUAAUAGUUGCAUUUUAGGAGAUAUUGACAAUGAUGAUAUUCUCUUAGCAAUGUGUAAUUGUUUGCAAAGUGGGUCUGUUUUGGAAGUAUAUGUCCACAUGCCUGGUGAGGAUUCUGGUGCAACUUUUAAUAAAUUUGGGACCACUGAGGCUAGUGGAUAUAAUCAAGUAGGUGAGGCUGCUUAUAAUGGGGUAGAUAUAACUAUAAAUACUACCUCAAAUAUUCCUUCUACUUCAAACCCAACAGCUCUAAAUAGUGAUCCAUCAGAUUCUGAAGAUAGUGAAUACUCUGUAAAAGUAUCUGAUGAGUCAACUGAAGAGAGUGAUGAUUCUGAAGAUAGUGAAAUACUUGAAGAUGAUCAAUAUGGAAGUGAUGUUCAUGAGGAGUUAAUUCAACUGAGGGCUGAGAAAAGAUCUUUUCUGAGGAGGAAAAAAAGAAGGGAAAAAAUUCCUGCAGAUACUGAAGAAGUAGCAUGUGGUAAUGCUGGAGCAGAUCUUGGGUUUGAUGAGACAGCUAUCAAUAGAUGUACUUUAGAAGGAAGGUUGGGGGGUGAUGAACCAUAUUAUGCAAGUUCUGAUGCUUGUAGUUUUGAAACUGACACAGAUGAUAGUUGUCUAGAGGAAGGUGAAAAAAUGAAGUUGAAACUGCCUAACACAAAAAGGAAAAAACAUACCAUAGAGAGAGUCAGAUUUGAUCCCAAUAUUAAGAAGAUUGUGUGGCAAUUGGGUAUGGUUUUUGAAAGUGUAAAAGAGUUUAGAUUGGCAGUCACUAAGUAUGCAAUUCAGAGAGGGGUUCAGAUUGAAAAGUGUGUGAAUGAGCCAAAUAGAGUAAGGGUGAGAUGUUGCAAGGUAAAUUGCAAAUGGUUGUUAUAUGCAAGUUUGGACAAGAAGACUAAUAACUUUGUUAUUAAGACUUACAUGCCAGUCCAUUCAUGUCAAAAGGCUACUAGGAAUUAUUUGUGCAACUCUAGAUUCAUUGCUACUGUUUUUAAAAAGAAAGUUAUUGAACAACCAAAUAUCAGAGUGUUCAAGCUGCAAGAGUUAAUCCGUAAGAAGUAUAAUGUGCAUGUUGGUAAGACCACAACUAGAAGAGCAAGAGCUAAAAUUUUGAAUGAACUUAUGGGUGAUCAUGUUAAGGAAUUUGGGAGAAUUCUUGAUUAUAAGGAUGAGUUGCUGAGGACUAAUCCUGGGAGUACUUGUGUGGUGAAGCUAGGAGAAGCUAAUGAAUCUGGUAGGCCAGUAUUUGAGGCAUUUUACAUUUGUUUUGCUGCACUCAAGAUGGCAUUUAUGUCAGCUAGAAAAUGCAUUGGUCUGGAUGGUUGUUUCUUGAAGGGGGUUUGCAGGGGUCAAUUACUUAUUGCAGUGGCUAAAGAUGGCAAUAAUCAAAUGCUUCCACUUGCUUGGGCUGUAGUUGAAAAUGAGAACACAAUCACUUGGAGUUGGUUUAUUUCUCUGUUGAAAGAAGACUUGAGAUUAGGAGAUGGAACAAGUUUCACAAUUAUGUCAGACAUGCAAAAGGGACUGGAUAUAGCUAUAAAGGAGUUGUUGCCAGCUUGUGAGGAAAGAAGGUGUGCUAGGCAUAUACUAGCAAAUUGGUCAAAGAAUUGGAGAGGGCUGCAAAGGAAGAAUCAGUUCUGGAAGUGUGCUAGAAGUACUUUUGAAGCUGAAUUUAGAGAAAAUCUGCACGAGUUGUCUAAAUUAGGUACUGGAGGUACAGGUAUAGUGGAUGACCUAAUUUACUAUGAUAAAGAAUAUUGGUGUAAGGUGUAUUUUAAUUGUGAAGUCAAGUCUGAUGCUAUAGAUAAUAAUAUGUGUGAAAGCUUUAAUGCUUGGAUUUUGUCUGCAAGGCAUAAAACCAUUAUUUCUAUGCUUGAAGAGAUAAGAAUUAAGGUCAUGAAUAGGUUAGCUAGGUUAAGUGAAUUUCCAAACUCUUGGAUAAGCAAUUUCUCUCCAAUGGCAAUGAAAGUACUAGAACAAAAUAUUGAUAAGUCAAUGGCAUGUAACAUUGAGUUUAAUGGAGUAACUGGCUAUGAGGUUUUGGAUGGAUACAAACAACACACUGUAUGUUUGAGAAAGAGGGAGUGUAGUUGUAGAUCUUGGAUGUUGAAGGGUAUACCAUGUGCACAUGCCUUAGCUGCAAUGUUGCAUAAACAAUAUGACCCACAUGAUUUCAUUCAUCCAUGCUACUCUAAAGAGAGGUACUUGAUGACUUACUCACAUUUCAUACAACCUAUGAAUAACAUGCCAAUGUGGCCAGAAUCAAAAAAUCCUCUUGUUGAUCCACCAGUGAUAAAACAAAUGCCAGGCAGACCUAGAAAGUUGAGAAGGAAAGAGGUUGGUGAAAAGAAGGUGUCUGGUAAAUUAUCUAAAACAGGACUAACUAUGACAUGUAGUCUUUGCCAUGUUAAAGGUCACAAUAAAAGAAGUUGUCAUUUACGAAGGAGUGAUGGAGUUGGUUCUACUGCCGGGGAACAGAGAGCUACCCCUACUUCAAAUGUUGAAGAACCAUCAAGUUCAAAAAAAGGAAGGGGAAGACCAAAGAAAUCAACAAAUAUUGAGAGUGAGCCUGUUGCCAAAAGGGGGAGAGGCAGACCUAAAAACACAAGUGCAAAUGCAAGUGCAACAGGGGAUUCACCUACAAUUAUUGCACCUCCAACAACUUCAAGAACAACAAGAGCUAGAGCAAGUGCAAGUGCAUCAAGGGCCUCUCCUAGAACCACUGCACCUCCUACAACUUCAAGAACACCAACACAUGAAGAAUGUGCAAGUGUAAAUGGUGUUGGAGUAUUAUCAAGAUCCAGGAGUGGUAGAGGAAGGGGUAGGGGAUUGGGAAGUGCAGGAAGAGGUAGUAAUCAUCCACUUGAAAAUUGGUUUACAUGUUCUCAAGGUAGUACAACACAGGGUGUAGACCAGAACACAAAUGUUGCACCAAAGGAAACUGCUACUACCAGGAAAGGAAAGGGUGUUGAAAACACAACUCAAUUUAAAAGGCCAAGAGUCACUGGUAUGGGUGUGUUUCAAGCUAAAAAUGGUUUCAAAACUUUCAAUCCUGGACUGCCAAGUAGCACAAUAUUAGCCGGACCAAAGAGAGUUUUGAGAUCAAGUAUUGUAACUGGGGAUGUUGGUUUCAAACCGACAAGCGGAUUGAAGUGGAAAGGAAAUCAGGCAAUCACAACUAGAAGGCUCCAGCAGAUUAGAGAUCAAUCAAGGCUUUCAAACCCAAAUGCUUCCUCCUCUUCACAAGCUCAACACCCAUGGAAACUAUAAUGUUGAUAUCAAUGGUGUUUUAUCAGUACUUUGUUGGUGGCCACUAUAAGUACUAUUUUGUUUCAUGUUUGAAGGAAAACUAAAUAUUCCUAUUUUUUGUUAUAGUACUGAAAUUACGGGUACUUAUGCAAUGUGAAAACUUUGUUUUGCGUA